CGUCCUUCCAUGCUAGACACCAUCAUCAUUCCACAAAUUUGCUCACACUCAGCAAAGAACAAAUAACAAAUAACAACACCAACGGCAUCCGAAACUGCAACGCAAUGAGCAAAACUCCAACAAAAAAUCCCCAAAGAUCCUUCAACAUCGUUGGCCACAAAGCCCGGAAGCAUCAACAUCAAUAUCAAUACAAGCCCGCCACACCUGGUUCCUCGGUAGCAAGACGCAGACCCAACCUUGGUGGUCCCCUAUCCGCUGCGGAUGAUGCCACACGAACGAGCAGUUCCAUCGAAGAAGCACGGGUCCGGGCCGAGUGGUCCUACAACCGGAAGCGGCGCUCGUCGGUUUCGUCGUGGUCGUCCUCCCACGGCUGCGCACCGGAGGAAUCCUCUCCGCCGCCGCCGCCACCGUUGUUUCUCGCAAAUGUUCCCGGGUUCUUUGCGGAGGAAAUCCGUCUGGGAAGGACCCUGGGGAUGGGUGCCUCCGGGACGGUGUCCGAGGUGAAGAAAAUCUCGCUCCUCCGGCCGCACGACGAGCGCGAGACAAAGCAACAGCAACAGCAACAGCAACAGCAACGUCUUGCGCUCCACCCCGCGCAACGCGCCGCUACGGCCUCUCGUUGCAACGCCAAGAAAGCACCCUACGCGGUCAAGCGGCUCCGCGCCAAUCUUUUCCAAACCAGCCAGACCGUCUUUGUGCAGAGCCUGGUGGACCUCGCCACCGAGACGCGGAUCCUGGCCUCCCUCCCGGCCCACCCCCACGUGGUCCGGUUGCACGGCGUGGCCGCAAGCGCCUCUCCCUUUCGGGAGGGCUUUUUCUUGCUGCUCGACAAGCUGGAGGGCGGAACGCUGGCCCGUCGCCUGGCCCGGUGGAGGAGGCAGCGGGCCUGCCAGGGUAGGCACGCCCCCGGCCCGGCGCUCUGGCCGGCCCUCGGGGGGGCUCCCUUCGCCGCCGGAACCAAGCGAUGGAACGCACGGUGGUCUGCCACCAGCUGGCCAGCGCCCUGGCCCACCUGCACCGCCACCGGAUCCUCCACCGGGACGUCAAGCCCCAGAACAUUGGCUUUCGUGGCGCGGGGGGCGGCACCCCACACGCCGUCCUCUUUGAUUUCGGCCUCUCCCGGGAGCUGCCAUCGUCCCCUUCCUCGGUCGCGGUCCGGGCGUCUUCUUCUUCUUCUCGGGAGGAGGAGGAGCAGCAGCAGCAGCAGCGAGCGCAAGAACCGCUCUACCACAUGACCGGGUUCUGUGGAUCCCCCCGGUACAUGGCCCCCGAGGUCGGCUUGAGACACCCGUACAACGCCAAGUGCGACGUCUAUUCCUUUGGCGUUCUGGCCUGGGAAAUCCUGACCCUGGAAGUACCGUACGGGGACUGCAACCUCCGGGACAUGACCUCCACGAUCUGGCCGGGAUCCAUCGGACCCGCCGAAUGGAACCGGGGCGACCGCCGCCAGCCGGGAACGGGUUCGUUCCGCGGUCGGAACCCGCGGUGGCGGUCCAAACCACCGUGCCGCGAAACCCCGCUCCCCGCGGUUCUCGGGGACACGUGGAACCGCGAGGUUUCCAUGCGGCCCACCAUGGAGGAGGUCGGCCGCUGCUUUCGAGCCGAGUGCGAGCGCUUCGAAACACGGUUCCCCAGCGAAGCAAACAGCCCGACCGAAGCCAGGGCGGCACUCCGCAGGUGGUUCCGAGACCCAACCCUGCAAAAGCUGCUGCGAAAGCAGCAGCCAGAGUCGACGGUCGUGAAACCGAUGGCGGCUCUUGGAACGCCACCGCCCCAGCCGCAUCCAGAACGCCGCCGCUCGUCGUCGUGGAUGCCCCGCCGUUCUUCCGCCUUUUCGCUGGAACCUAUGGUGCUCCGAUCCGUGACCAUGAUCCGGCGCGGCAGCGGCGCCGAUCGCUGGCAGUCGUCGUCGGUGGCGACACUCGACAGCACCAGCAGCAGGAGCGAAGAGCAACAAGAAGCCCAAGGACCUCUGCGGGUUUGAGGGCCGGUGUUUCCAUCGGGAAUACGAUGAAAGGAUGAAACAGUAAAACCACUAAAUUUAU
Messenger RNA from Pseudo-nitzschia multistriata, 2045 nucleotides. The record is from the annotation of a GenBank genome assembly. NCBI's taxonomy places the organism in Eukaryota, Bacillariophyta, Bacillariophyceae, Bacillariales, Bacillariaceae.